AUGUACUCGCAACCGCUGCCGCCGCGCGGCGGCGCGGACGACGGCGACGACAAGGAAAAGCGCCCACCAACCGGGUCGUCGUCGCACCCGCACCACGGAACCCCCCACGGUCUGCUUCUUCAUCCCUCGCGAGACGCGCUCCGAUCGCGCGUCGGUGCGAUCGCCACGCACGCGUCGCAGGUCACGCGCCGUCGCCGCAUCUCUCUCAACAUCGCCGUCAUGGCGACGCUGGCGCUCUACGUCGCGGUCGAGCUCGCGCGGUACGUCUUCGCGGGCGAGCACUGCGAUGCGCUCCCGGCGUCCGCGCCGGUCGCGAUCCUUCUCGUCGGGAGCGUGCGAGACGUGAACGCGACGCACUGCGGCGCGGCGACGCACGUCAUCGCGCCGCUGCGGCGAAGGGGGCACCGCGUGUCUCUGUUCUUCGCCGUCGACGAGGAGGAGGAGGAGGAUGCGGCGGCGGCGGGAAGGAGGACGGAGAAGGGCGCGGAGAAGGCCAUGGAGGGAAUCCGCCGACGCCGCGCGCGGUCGAGGGCGCUCUUCGGGGAGGAAGACGCGAUCGUCGCUCCGUCGUCGUCGAUCCCGCCCUCCUCCGUCGCCGCCGCGCUCGAGCGCGUUCGACGCGAGCACGACCUCGACCACGUCGAGGUCAUCCCGACCGCGCCGACGCCGACGCCGAGCGCGUGCGUCGCCGCGCUCGACGCGCGCGUGAACGGCCCGCAGCCGGUCGUCUCAUCGUCGACGGGCGCGCGCGGGAUCGCGCCAAACUCCGUCGCGGCGUCGCGGCGUCGCGACGCCGUCGCGACGGUCCGGAAGCACCUCUCCCGGUACCGCGCGCGGAAGAUCGCGGACGACGCGCGCGUCAGGCGCGAGCGCGCGACCGGCGUCGCCUUCGCGUGGGUCGUCCUCGCGCGUCCCGACGUCGCGUUCGCGGAUGACCUCCCCAUCGACCGCGCGUGCGUCGUCCCCGGAGGCAGGCGCGUCAACGUCCCGUGGUUCCACGGCCGCGGCGGCGUGAACGAUCGGUUCAUGAUGGGUCCGCCGGAGGGCGCGGCGGAGUACCUGUCGCUGUACGACCAGCUGUGUCCCGACGACGUCGACGGCGACGACGCGGACGACGUCCGGUUUCGAAAGGCGGCGGCGAAGAUACCGACGGGCGUGGACAGCAGCGAGCGGAUGUACGCGUGGCACAUGCGACGGCGGCACGUCAAGGCGCGUUCUGUCUCACACUGGUCCCCAUACGACCGCGUCGGCGUUGUGAACGCCGUGGACUUCUGGACGCUCUUCCACUUCGUGUUUUACCGCGUCCGGCACGGCGUGCCGCUGGACGAUCGCGCGUCUCCGGAUAACCAGCUCGCGCUGAGCGCGUUCAACCCGUCGAGGGUGAACGCGAGAGAGGUGCUGAUGGAGACGAACGAGUGUCCAGGGUCCUUGGAGGCGUACGCGGAGAGACACGGAGGGUUUUCGUCGUUCGUCGCGGGGCCCGGGGUCGAGUCGGAAGGAGAGGGAGAGGGAGAGGGAGAGGACGGAGGAUUCGGAGGGGCGUCGACGCGCGCGGCGAGCGCGAAUUCGAAUUAUUCCGCGAACGCCACGCGCGCUGGGAACUCUUCGAACGCGACGAGCGCCGCCGCGGCGGCGAAGACCUCCUCGGGCGGCGGCGGCGGCGGCGGCGGCGACCGCGGCGGCGGCGGCUUCUUCUUCGCGCGCGGCGGCUUCAACGACAAAAACGACGACAAGAAGGACGAGGAUCUGUGGCACCCCGCGCGCGCUCGAGGCUCCAUCCGAACCUCCUGGCUCCGGCUCUUCAGCGGCGCCGCGUCCGAGGCGCCGUGGACGCUCGCGCCCGAGUGGAUGGUCGCGCUCGUCGUCCUCGCGUUCGCGCUCAUGGUCCUCGUCGGCGCCUCCGGGUUGUUCGAACAAGGACGGCUGAACACGGGAUCGCACCUGGUGCGGCGCGCGAUCGGCCGCGCGGCGGAGAGGAUCAAGGCGGACUUCACCGAGGCGACGGCGGAGGCGAGGGCGGCGGUGGCGGAGGCGACGGCGGAGGCUGCCGCCGCCGUCGCGGGGGCGGGACGGAGCGCGGAGGAGUGGCUGCAGCAGCGAGGGGCGCGCGUCUCCGUGGACUUUGGGUUCUCGCCGAGGCAUCGGGGGGGGGCGGUGGGCGGGGUCGGCGACCUCGAGUUCGCGGAUCGGUCGAGGCCGCCGCGAUGA
Molecule: messenger RNA, 2208 nt
Organism: Micromonas pusilla CCMP1545
Lineage: Eukaryota; Viridiplantae; Chlorophyta; Mamiellophyceae; Mamiellales; Mamiellaceae
Exons: 3
Coding region: 1-2208 (735 amino acids)
Source: RefSeq, a predicted model, not a curated record